GGGGUGCUUCUCCUUAUGAUGCAUAGAGCGCAGAGCUGCUAAACGCGCUGAAUACUGAAGGCAAAAGGGAGAAUAAAAAAGGACAAAAACACACAACCGCACACACGCUUUUCCCACUUCUACACAUAAUACCAAAUAUUUGCUAUAGUUAGCGGUUUGCAUAAUUUUUGUUAAUUCGGAGUCUCAUCUCCAUGCGCCUCUGAACGUCUAUCAGAGAAAUUUGCAUAUAUAUUAAUUCAUUUUUGGGAAUAUUUGCUUUUUCAAAAAAAAAAAAAUAACAAAAACAAAAUAAACAAACGGAUCGUUGUGCUAUUUGCCAGUUGUUUUGUCUUAGGAGAGCCGUCCGACUGUUUUUGACGAGGUGCAUGAGAAGAAAACACCGUAAAGGAAUAAGCAUAAUUGUGGGUUUUAUUUUUUUUUUUUGUCCGCUUGUACAAAAUUACAUUUGACAGCUAUUUAAACAUCACCGUUGCGUGAAUUACGCAGGUGACCGAAAAGGCUGUGUAUUGAACAGUCUAAAGGGGACAAAAAGGAGACUAUAACUGUACUUAAUACAGGAAAAAAAACGCGUCGGACGAGAUUAAAAGGGCAACAUGAGCGGCGCCGUCUUGCAAAACGCGAUCUUGGGGCUGUUUCUUGCGGCGCUCUGCAAUGGGCUGAGCACGAGUGGCGCCGAAUUCGGACACCUGCCGGAUAACAUCACGGUGAGCGAGGGGGAGAGCGUCAUCCUGAGGUGUAAAAUCGACGAUGAGGUCACCAAGAAGGCCUGGCUCAACCGCUCCAACAUCCUGUUCACGGGGACGGACAAGUGGUCGCUGGACCCGCGUGUCUCCCUGGUGAACAGCAACGACAGCGACUUCUCCAUCCAGAUCAAGCGUGUGGCGGUGGCAGACGAAGGCCCAUACACCUGCAGCUUCCAGGCCCGCAACCAGCCCCGCACCGCCCAUGUCUACCUAAUCGUCCAAGUGCCGGCCCGGAUCGUGAACAUUUCGGUGGAUGUGACAGUCAACGAGGGCAGCAACGUGAACCUCUUUUGCCUGGCGGUUGGCCGGCCAGAACCCACGGUCACCUGGAAGGACUUCAAAUAUGACCUGUUGAGUGAAGGCGAGUUCCUCGACAUCACAGAGAUCAAGCGGCACCAGGCGGAGGAGUUUGAGUGCAUCACCAACAAUGGCGUGGCCCCACCUGAUACCCGCCGUGUCCGUGUUACCGUCAACUACCCGCCCAUGAUCACAGACGUGAAGAACAUGCCGGCACAGCUGGGCAAGGCCGCCAUCCUGCGCUGUGAGGCCAUGGCAGUGCCCACUGCUACCUUCGAGUGGUACAGAGAUGACCGCAGGAGGGUGGAGAGUGGCAGCACCCUCCAGAUCAAGAACGAGAAGACACGCUCCCUGCUGCUCUUCAACAAUGUCACAGAGAAGCACUUUGGAAACUACACCUGCUACGCCUCCAACAGCCUGGGCUCUUCCAAUGCCAGCAUGCUUCUCUUCCGGCCGGGGGCUGUGUACAGCCGAGCCAUGGGCGCUGUUGUGAGCUCUGGCCCGGGGGUGUGUCUCUGCCUCCUCCUGUCUCUCCUGCUGAAGAUCUAGGGGGGGGGGCAUUUUGGCCGGCAGAAGAAAGGAGUCUUUAACUACGAACCCAUCACUGUGAACAAAAACGAUAUGCAUUUUCCCAGGAGCCAUCAUCGCAUCGCCAAGCCCCCCCUCCCACCCCAGUCACGUCCCCUGUGUCCAGUGUCACCACCCUACUCUGCUCCACCGGGCACUGUCUGUCCUCUCUGUAACCCACGAGGGUCGCUGCGAUUAUGUCACUCAGGACAAGUAUGAUGUCAGGGGUGUCCACAGUGGCGCUAAUGAUCACGGCGCAUAAAUAUAACUCUAAUUGGCGGGCGACGAUUUGUGUGUGAAAUAACCGCGAUGCCAGUAUUGACGAGUGCUAAGCCCCUGUAAUGACAGCAAAUUUGUGUGGGAGUCGCAGGGGAGUCCCAUCCACACGCUGGCCCAGAACGCGCGGCGUACACUGGCGGGAUGGUGCAGACCUUAACACUGAUGAUAAGGGCAAAGGCCAUAACGUUAGCGGAAGUCCAGUAGUGAUUGUGACGUCCGGAUCAAAUGGCACCUACGUUGUCCCUGCCCCUCUCCCCUCCUUUUUUACCCCUCUAAAUUUGGACCUCAGAGCCAUGUGAGAAAUACUCCCCACCAACACCGCCAGAAACGUCCCCACCAUAUGCCUCCACCCACCCCCCCAUUUGUAACUCUUUGUUCCUCCUGCCUUGUCUGUUCUCAUUGUAAAUAUUCAAUAUGGAGGCUAUCCAUGACCCAGUGGUCAAUAAAACUACGUUACCCAGAAUACUCUCUGUCUCCGAAUCACCAGGAGGGCACCGCCCCCCUGCAUUGAAUGCUCAUUCCCCUUGUCGCUUGUUGAUAGCAUGUACUGGUUAGAAAUGUUCCUGUCGUGAGCCAUCCGGCCGCCUUGCGCUGCACUGUGUCAGGUGUUCUCUGCUUAAUCGCUCUUAUUUCUGGUGUUAAUAAUGACGAUGUUAAUGAGUAUUUGAAUAAAUAUGAUAUUAAUCCCACGUGACAAACCGUGACAGAGCCGACUACGAGCUGUGUGUGGAUAUAUUUUGUAUCUUGCUCUGGGAAAAGCACGUUCAUUUAGCCAAAAGGAGCUGUAAAAAGUUUUCAAGGUGGCGUACCCUGAUUUGCCCCACGACGAUCUGUUUAAAGAAUCUGAAGCGGAUCUCAGAUGGCUUUCUUCUUCCAAAAAAAAAGAAGCAAUCAGUCAGCCAUUGUUUGUUUUCUACGGUGUGUACAUAGAGACGUGAGUCGCGUUGUCCGUGUGACGUGGAUUCAUCACAGUUCAUGUUGUUCGUGUGUUUUUUUUUUUUAGCGAAACCCGAGAAUAAUCAAAACGGCGCAGCUCGCCACCAUGUUAGCACCGAGGGGUUAGAUAAAGGCUUCGCUCAGCAUGGGCUAUGGAGCGGGGGGAGGGAUGCACAUCUCCUCCCUCCAGGCGACGAGGGACCGGAGUCGUAAAUCACGCGCGGCCCGGCUGUCGGUGGGAGUCUCCGAAGGACAAACCGUCCUGCCGCGGUACUUUUCCUGCACGGGCGGGGUGCGGCGUAGGGUCCCCCACAAUCCAGUUACGCGGCCCCCUGUAAGCGGCGGCGAGGGCGGCAGCGCUCCGGUCACAGCGCGGUGUGUCUAUGCAAAAUUUGAGUUGGGAAUGCCGCGCCGGGAGCAGUAGCGUCUCCACGAUGACCGGCGCCGCACGACCCCACGCAAAGCAGCAAUAACCUCCAUCACGUGUGCUGUCAUGCUGAUGGUGGGGUCCUGGAUUUCAGCAGGGCUGCCGUAAUGAGACGGCGCGGUUCUGUUUUUACCCCGGACCGGGCCGGCCGCACCAAGCUUUCGGGCCGCUCUGUCAGUAUCUUGUCGGCCGUCGGCCUACUUGGUGUCGAGUGAAUGAGCCCCAGGGUGCGUCGUGUACCCGUAACGAGGCCAUCCUGCAGACUGGUGAAACUGUGCACGGGCCAAAUGCUGGUGAAAAAUCCAAGCACAAGAGCAGGUCACGUGGUCAAUGCUGUCUCUCUGUCCCUCUCCUCCUCCACCCUCUUCCUACCCCCUUGUCAGCAUCAUGUUCACAUCCCCGCCACGUGGCAUAUUUACAUAUGUAUGUACAUAUUCUUUCAUCAAAGAAGAAAAAAGAAUACUAAAGGAGAACAAAAUGUCAUGAUUCUCAAUGUGGUUAAAAUACAGCAUGUUAAUGUUUGUUCUGGAUGGAUUUUCAAAAAAAAAAAAAAAGAAUAUUGUGUGUGGGUUGGGC
Molecule: messenger RNA, 3825 nt
Organism: Paramormyrops kingsleyae
Lineage: Eukaryota; Metazoa; Chordata; Actinopteri; Osteoglossiformes; Mormyridae
Gene: iglon5
Product: IgLON family member 5
Source: RefSeq, a predicted model, not a curated record